Messenger RNA from Coregonus clupeaformis (lake whitefish), 562 nucleotides. Its product is annotated as epsin-2-like. The record is from RefSeq and is a predicted model, not a curated record. The transcript is spliced from 2 exons. Lineage: Eukaryota; Metazoa; Chordata; Actinopteri; Salmoniformes; Salmonidae. The annotation marks the transcript as partial.
GUGACGGUCGGGGUCUCUCCUCCCUGACUAGUGGUACUGGGGACCUGUUUGACCCUCUCCCCAGCGGCUCCAGCAGGAAGACCCCAGAGUCCUUCCUGGGUCCUAAUGCAGCACUGGUCAACCUGGACUCACUGGUCACCAAGCCUCCCCAGCCUGCUCCUAUUGUCAACCCCUUCCUCGCUGCCGCAGGAGCAGCCCCUGUAGCCGCCCCCCAGGCCAACCCGUUCCAGAUGGGCCAGCCCACCCCCCCUACCCUGAACCAGAUGAGGGUCAGCCCUAUGCCAGGCCAGGGUCUGGGGGGAGUAGCAGGGUUCAGCAGCGUGUCCUCUAUGGCAGACCCUCUGCCCCUCUCCUCCCUGGUCCCCCUGGGCCGCGUGGUGCCCGGCGUUGGAGGGAUGGGGAGUAUCCCAGCCUCUAUGUCUAUGCCUCAGCCCCUCCUCAGCUCAGCCCUGCCCACCACAGCGGGCACACAGCCCCCCGGGACCACCAACCCCUUCCUGUUGUGAGGAACACCUCAACUACGACCACCCCCUUCAAGACAACACCCCCAGAAUCCUCUCCA